Schizosaccharomyces osmophilus is the source of this 1365-nucleotide messenger RNA. RefSeq names its product Clr6 histone deacetylase complex subunit Nts1 (gene nts1). The coding region runs from base 1 to 1365 and encodes 454 amino acids. NCBI's taxonomy places the organism in Eukaryota, Fungi, Ascomycota, Schizosaccharomycetes, Schizosaccharomycetales, Schizosaccharomycetaceae. The transcript is spliced from 2 exons. The record is from RefSeq and is a predicted model, not a curated record.
AUGGUGGAUGUUCAACAUAAAAAGCCUGAUAUUGAAGAAUUUUUCUCUUUUUUACAAAAUGCUUUCCAUCCUCUAGAAGCACAUCUGCUGGAUUCCUAUGUUCGCAAUCCUUUCGACGACGACGGACAAGGGGGACCCUUUCGUUGCCUAAUUACGCUAGUUCCGUACGAGGCUCUCCCUUUGAAUGUUCACGAAGUCCCGAACCGAAAACCAUAUGUUCGACCGGUGUUGAUUCGUCCAUAUCGAACUCUACGCUUUGCAAGUGAUGAAGGAUACGUUUGCAAGUUGACUCCCGAAUUAGCCUUUACUCCCAUAGAAACGAUUACGCCUGCUUAUAAGGGUCGACCUGCUUCCCGUCGUUACAUAAAUCUCAACAACUACCAAAGAUCAACAGUCCUUCCUAUUAACGAAACCAACUUUUCCAACCAAAUUGUCGUUCAGUUAUUGGAUUCUCUGGAAACCGAUUUAGAUGUAAACAGCACCCGUGCAACGCUAUCAGCUGUCGAUUCGAAUUGGCUUUGUCAAAUUUCAAAGUUGACAUGCAACCGUAAAAACAUCGCCAACCUUUGUAUUCAAUAUGGAAGCCAAAUUUACUAUGACUCAUCCUAUAGAAACGCAUAUGAAAUAUGGUCGAAUUCUCUACUGUUGGCUGCAUUUAUCCAUACACAGCGAGCCUUAAUUUUACCUGAUCUAUUCAGUAUUUCUAUUAGGAAAUCAUUAGAGCGAUUUCACUCUCUCAGUCCUGAAUACCCGUCUCUUCCACAACCUACUCUUGAGACUCAACAAGAAGAUCUCAAACCCCUUCCUGAAAAAUCUUUGGACCAACAAGACAUCACUAACUCAUUUCCUACAAAAAGCUCAUCUUCUCCUGUUAGAUCGGAUCAGCAUCUUUUACAAAAUAUUGCUUUUAUCACAACAACAAAUGUAUCGCCAAGGUCUCCAAGAUCUCCAAGGUCCCCAAGGUCUCCGAAAUCGCCAAAACACGACGUUCCUUCACAAAUAACGAAAUCCCCUAUACUUCAAGAAUUGCAUCUGCAAAACGUUGCAUCCAACGAUAGCACUGAAGAAGAACAAAUCGAAAGCGAACCAGCGAUAGAAGAAGAACAACCAGACGAAUCUUCUGACUCAGAACAAGAAUUCACCGAGCUACUCGACUUUUUCAAUAGGAAGGGGGAUUCUGAUGAAGUUACUACACAACGAGAUAAAUUAUUUAAAGCUCGAAGUCUUCUUGAAAAUUGGCAAAAAGAAUGGAAAGGUCUUGAUCGAGCAAUCAAUAGUGCACAACAAAGUGUAGCUACCCAGUCUCACCCAAACCCAAGAGGUCGACCACCUGGCUCAACAAGAGGCCGUAGGUCAAAAUUAUGA